Messenger RNA from Sclerotinia trifoliorum, 3619 nucleotides. Lineage: Eukaryota; Fungi; Ascomycota; Leotiomycetes; Helotiales; Sclerotiniaceae. The record is from the annotation of a GenBank genome assembly.
CAAAUUCCAAGCUAAGAUGUCCCUUUACUUGACAAGGCUUACGGUUUUUGUACACCAGAACGAACUGGCAGAUCAACAAUAAACUUAUCGCGCAAAGUACAAAAGUCUAUCAAGUGUUGGAACGAUUACUUUGACGACUUCGUAUUACAAUUAUAAGCUUCUUCAAAAUAUAAUUAUCCAGGCUUUAAGUUUCAUGUGCAAUAAGUUCGGACAUUCUUUUCAAGCGCCAGUGUUGGUGGGAGGAGAGUUGCGAAGAUGUUUAGUUCCGCGUUGAAAUCCUUCACUUCGAAUAUAAACUCGAACUACUCAGUAUCAUCUACCCCAAGUUCAUACUCCGGACCAUGGAAGAUAUACGAUGCGAAGAAGAAAUCAACCGGAAAGAGUGCCUCAGUCUUUGUCCUUGAUCGCAAAUCCUUAGAUGCACAUGCAGGAUCCUUGGGAAGGUCGAGUGCGUCCUCGAUGAAACGUGCGAGUGAGGAAGUAAUUGAAAGAUUAAAGAAGGAAGCUUCGUCGUUGGCAAGGCUGCGGCAUCCCAGUAUCUUGGAAUUGGUAGAGCCAGUGGAAGAAACGAGGGGUGGAGGCUUACAAUUUGCGACCGAGACUGUGACGGCUUCAUUAUCCGGUCUACUGCAGGAGAAAGACGAACAAGAAAGGGCUGGUGGUAUUGGCGGACGUACCAGUCGAUAUGUCACCGAGGAUUCGGAAGGUGGCAGACGGAGGAGAGAGGUUGAAGUAGAUGAACUGGAAAUACAAAAGGGUCUUUUACAGAUCAGCAAAGCAUUGGAGUUUUUACAUGAUAAUGCUGGUCUCGUACAUGGAAACCUGACGCCUGAUGCUGUGUUUGUGAAUGCCAAGGUGAGCUUCAUGUGCAUUUGUGUAUCGACUUUGACUGAUCAUUUAUAGUCCGACUGGAAAAUUAGUGGACUUAGCUUUUGUAGUCCGCCAGACAAUUCGACCAAAGCUUCUUCGGUGCAACCUAUUAACCUUUCAGAGGUUUUGAAUAUAGACCCUCGACUACCUCGUUCUGUUCAGAUCAACCUCGACUAUUGCUCCCCCGACUUUGUCCUAGACUCGAAUUUAAAUGUUGCAGCAGAUAUGUUUUCACUAGGCCUUCUCAUUGUCGCCCUUUAUAAUUCGCCCCAUAAUUCACCACUGGAAUCUAAUAACAGCAUUUCUGGCUACAAAAGAUUAUUUACCUCGUCUUCUACUAUACCCUCAUCCAGCAAUUCCUUCUUGUGCAAAAAAUCUUUACCAAGAGAUAUGACUGGAGAAGUACUACCGCGAUUGAUAACUAGACGUCCAGCGCAACGUAUGACCGCGAAGGAAUUCCAGCAAAGUGCCUACUUCGAUAACAUUCUGAUAUCUACCAUUCGAUUUUUGGACUCUCUACCGGCGAAGACACCUAAUGAAAAGGCCCAAUUCAUGCGUGGUUUGUUAAGGGUGUUACCCUCAUUUCCAAAAAGUGUUAUGGAGAAAAAGGUUUUACCGGCUUUGUUAGAAGAAAUGAAGGACCGAGAGUUGAUCUCAUUAAUCUUACAAAAUAUUUUCAAAAUCAUCGAAUUAUUGCCCACGGGGCGACGGCCGUUUACUGAAAAGAUUAUGCCUAGGCUCAAGGAGAUAUUUUUGAACAAUCCCAAACCUCCUGCUGAGCGUGAUGCCGCAAAGGAGGCUGGGUUGAUGGUAUUACUAGAGCAUAUUCAAGUCAUAUCUGUUAACUGCUCAGGUAAAGAAUUUAAAGACGGUAAGGUAUUUUCUACAGACUAAACCUAUUUUGUGUGCUAAUUGCAUUAGAUAUCUUGCCCAUUGUAGCAAUCUCGAUAGAUUCACCGACGCAUGCUCUUGUAGAUGCCGCAUUGCGAAGUCUGAAUGUUGUUCUACCUCUUCUUGAUUUUUCUACUAUCAAGAAUGAGCUCUUCCCAGUUAUUGCUUCGGUAUUCACGAAGACUAGCAGUCUGGGAAUCAAAGUUCGAGGUUUAGAAGCUUUUGUAGUUCUUUGUGGUGGCUCAAAUGAUCCAGCCUCUAGCAAUGACGGUCUUGACGGCAUUAGCGGGGCCAAGAAAAACACAUCAACCCCUCUCGACAAAUAUACUAUGCAGGAGAAGAUUGUACCACUAAUUCGAGCAAUCAAAACGAAAGAACCCGCUGUUGCGGUCGCUGCACUGAAUGUCCUUAGACAGAUAGGCAUUAUAGCCGAUGCGGAAUUCGUUGCCAUGGAUAUUCUUCCCAUCCUAUGGAAUAUGAGUUUGGGUCCACUACUAAAUUUACACCAAUUCCAAUCUUUCAUGGAACUUAUCAAAAGCUUAUCUGUUCGGGUCGAGUCUGAGCAAACAAAGAAGCUGCAAGAGUUGUCCGGUACCAACGGCGUAAGGGCAAACGGAACCGAUGACUUCAUGUCGUUUGGCGCCGCAUCAGCGUUUCCAUCGGCCUUGGGAUCUGAUGACCCUGAAAUGGAUUUCGAACGACUAGUUAAAGGCGGAAUUAGUGCACCGCAAUCAAGCAACCCGUUAGAUUCCGGCUGGGAUGCUAACCCGCCAAGUGCCGGUAUUCAGCAAUCUCAAUCGUCGGCACAACCCAAACCAGCUGCCUUUGCGUGGUCUACUCCAUCACCCACAGCGCCUACAUUCCCUUCUAACUCUAUUAAUAAUGUUCUUCGUACAUCACAAAACACCACAUCACGCACAGUCACACCUGAUCUAUCUAGCUUCGGUGCUCUAACACCAUCAGCUACCCAAUUCUCGCAACCCCUUCAGCCUCAAUCUAAUUACUCAAAUCCAAUACAACCUCAAUCAUCAUUUUCCCAACCUCAGUCCUCCUUCUCCCAACCUCAGUCCGUAUUCCCUCCACCUAAAUCCACCACCAUAAACUGGAACGCGGCCGCUUCGUCCUCAACGCCCAAUGCAUGGGGCUCAAACCAGACAGCCUCAUCCCUCUCGUCCAUCUCCCCACCUCCUCUCAAUCACUCUUUAUCGUCAAUGAGCAACACAACGAACUCUAUGUCUUCACUAUCCAUGAGUCAAAUGAAUCAAGCAAGACCCGCAUUAAAUAGUUCACAGAGCGCUUCCAGUUCUUUUUCGAGUUUCUCGUUGCCGCCGCCACCUAGUGCGAGCACAGGGGGAGGAAGUAAUUAUAGUGCGUUUGGGGGUGCUAGUAGUGGCGGGCAGAGGAUAGGAAUGGGAGGCAUGGGGAUGGGAAUGGGACAGCCGCGGCCAGUUGUCCAGCAGCAACAGCCGCAGCAACAACAGCAGAAGAAAAGUGGAUUGGAUGCUUAUGAGAGUUUGCUCUGAGCUGCGAAUAAUGAAAUAACAGGGUUUGAAUACGAAUAAAGUGGUGGCAUUUGGGAAACGAAGCCAAGAGAAAUGAGGUUAAUGGGACUCAAAGUCCGGAAAUGCUGAGUCAGGCGCAUGAUGCGAUUUUGGAAUGAAAUGUGUGAGGGAAAACGGAAAAUUGGAAGUCUUUGGGGCUCCGUCUGAAAAAUGGGAGCUGUUGGAGUUUCGAGUCUAAAAGUACAUAUAUACCUAGUGGGCAGGGGGAAAGUGGAUAGCCAGCGAGCGAGCGAGCGAGCGUGCGUGCAAGUUAAUGCAGCAAGUCGUAAUUAAUUAUCUUACACUUUCGAGAAAAG